CUUGUUUGUGACAAGGUUCCCUUGAGAACACGUCCUUUAUUUAUUUUCUUUCCUUAGAAAAAAGAGAAGGGGGGUAUCGAAACCCAAGAAAAUGGGUUCAGUGCCAUUACUCCUAAAACUGCUUGCUUCUUCAAUAUUCUUGUUUCAGAUUUGCCACCUAACAAAAGCUUCAAGCUUGAAUGAAAAUGAAAAUGGACCGAAUAGAGAGCUUGUAGGAAAAUGCAACAUGUUCCGUGGGAAGUGGGUGUAUGACCCUUCAUAUCCUCUUUAUGACCCUUCAAAGUGUCCAUUCAUAGAUCCACAAUUCAAUUGCCAGAAGAAUGGAAGGUCUGAUAAAAUGUACCAGAAGUUUAGGUGGAUGCCAUUUUCAUGUCCCAUGCCAAGGUUCAAUGGGUUGGAGUUCUUGGAGAAAUUCAAGGGGAAGAAGAUCAUGUUUGUGGGUGACUCAUUGAGUUUGAAUCAGUUUAAUUCAUUAGCGUGUAUGAUUCAUGCUUGGGUGCCCAAAUCGAGAACCACUUUCAGACAAAAAGAUGCCAUCUCCUCUGUCAUAUUCCAGGACUAUGGGGUAGAAUUAUAUCUGUACCGAACAGCAUAUUUGGUAGAUCUUGACCAUGAAAAAGCAGGGCGAGUUUUGAAGCUUGACUCAAUCAAGAGUGGUGACGCUUGGAGAGGAAUGGACGUUCUGGUUUUCAACACGUGGCAUUGGUGGACCCACACCGGAACUCGUGUCGUCCACUCACAUUUACGAAAUCAAGAAUCUUCGUUGUGGGACUAUGUUCGAAUUAAUAACAAGUUGUACAAAGACAUGAACCGUAUGGUUGCAUUCUACACAGGGCUAACAACAUGGGCCAGGUGGGUUGAGACGAACAUAAAUCCAUCACAAACCAAGGUCUUCUUCUUAGGCAUUUCCCCUGUGCAUUACCAGGGGAGAGAUUGGAAUCAACCAGAAAAGUCAUGUAUGAGUCAGACAGAACCAUUCUUUGGGUUGAAGUACCCGGGAGGGACACCAAUGGCUUGGACUGUGGUGAGCAAGGUGCUUAAUAGAAUAACAAAGCCAGUGUAUUUCUUGGAUGUGACCACUCUCUCACAGUACAGAAAAGAUGCACACCCUGAAGCCUAUAGUGGAGUUAUGGCUACAGAUUGUAGCCAUUGGUGUCUACCAGGUCUUCCUGAUACUUGGAAUGAGCUUCUUCAUGCUUCUCUUGCUGGUUGAAGUAGACUUUGAAAACUUUGUUUGUUAGGUCAAAAUUGUUCUGGAACAUAUCUUUAUGUGUGAGAUAUUACGUUGAUGGUGGUUACUUCUAUAUGAAAACAUCAUGAUGUAAAAAUGGUAGCGUGGACUGUUAGAUGGUUUGAUAUAUUUGAUUGAAUAUAUUUGAUUAAACCAUCUACCGGUUCGUAAUAUCAUUUUUAGACGAAGAUGUGAAAGUAAUCACCUACGUUGAUUUUUAUUCUUUUUAUUGUUGGAUAGGAAAACCCAAUGUAAAUGGAUUGGGUUUUGCAUCAUAUCCAAUAAUAAAUAAAGGAUAGAUGGACGUAAUGUUUUAUGCUACGUAUGUAUACGUGUAAUAGUAGUAAUUGUUAGAUGAAAACCAAUUGUUUUCAACUCUAGGGGACAUUUAAUUUUGCAAUUUGUUGGUUUAAGUGGACAAUAAGUAGGCUUGGUGCUCUAAAUUGUAAAUGUAGAUUAGUGUGGCAGAAACUUGCCUUGCAUUGUACUAUUGUAAUUGUUUUCUUCGUCGACUGUCAAUAAUGAAUAAUGUAACUUAGUAAUCAAAUUUAUUUUCACAAUCUUAA
This is a messenger RNA of Arachis ipaensis, 1797 nucleotides long. The record is from RefSeq and is a predicted model, not a curated record. Lineage: Eukaryota; Viridiplantae; Streptophyta; Magnoliopsida; Fabales; Fabaceae.